GUGGCUGGCAGUCAACAUACGCCUGACAAAAAUCAAGGCUUUCUAUUGAAAAAUGGCUUCAUACAAGGUCCUGCGCUCAGCAGUUUACGCAGUUGCGAUACUUUACACUAUCAUUGUGUCCAUCAGUGAAUCGGCGAAUCUCGCUAAGUCAGAGGGCAGUGAUGAGCUUGUAGAGUGUCCAGAAAAGUGUGACAAAUCCAACAAUUACACCUGUGCUGGGAAUUGCACUUGUGUUUACGUGGCCGGCAACGAUAAGGGCACCUGCUUCGACUUAAGUGGUUUAGACUAUCUUUAAGCUGCCGACAGCACCAAAUAAUGCCAACGGAACAUCCAAGCAAAAUAUUCUGUAAUCACUGCGAUUUGCCACAACACAGAAGUCGCUUGAAAUAAAGUCUUUGUAUUUCAGCG
Messenger RNA from Dermacentor silvarum, 408 nucleotides. Its product is annotated as evasin P1126-like. NCBI's taxonomy places the organism in Eukaryota, Metazoa, Arthropoda, Arachnida, Ixodida, Ixodidae. The record is from RefSeq and is a predicted model, not a curated record. The transcript is spliced from 3 exons. The coding region runs from base 53 to 295 and encodes 80 amino acids.